AUGGCCGCAUCGGGAAACAACGAUAUUACUUUGGGAGACGCUCAGUCUCCGACAUCAGAAGUGGGAUCAGUGCCAACUCCUACAUUUACGGAGGCCCAGUGGCGUACUAUCGUAGAAAUGCAGAAUCGCAAUUUUGCGGAGAUGUGCAAAACUUUGCAGGCACCCGUGCAUCCUCAACGCCGCGUGGUCUUGCCUAAGUUUAACCCGGAUGACACUGGCGCAGACGCAAAACAAUGGUGUGCUACAGCAAGCAUAAUUAUGGACGAGCAGCCGCUCAAUGGCAGCGAGCUUGUUAUGAUGUUAAGCACUUGCAUGCAGGGCAGUGCUUCUGCGUGGCUUUCGCAGAUCUGCUAUCCCGGGAUCAAUUGGGGCGAGUUCAAAGAAUUGUUCACACAACGUUUCGAGGUUCAAGAGACGUCGGCGGCCAUGAUGCUGAACCUGCUGACCAGCCGUCCAGCACACAACGAGUGCCAUGCGUUAUACGCAAGCCGACUGGUGACGUCAUUAAUGACAAAAUGGCGUCAUAUGAAUCCAGAGGAGAUUGCCGUGUCGACUGUGCUUGCGCAUAUGGCUAACAUUGACGGCCGUUUGCAACGCACUGUGUUUGCUUCAAAUGUGCAGACGAGGGCCCAGCUGCAAGCGGAGCUAAAGGCGUUCGCGUUUAACAAAAAUAAUGAUGGUGGUAGCAACGACCACAAGCGAGCCGGAUAUUUUGGAUCAGACCGUGGCCCAGAAAAAAAGAAGAUAAAGAUACAGAGCGAAAUCAAGUGCCAUUAUUGUGGGAAGCUCGGGCACAAAAUGUUCGAGUGCCGUAAGAGGAAAGCCGAAACUAAUGAAGCAGGACCAAGUCGUUCAUAUGGCAAACCGAUGACGGGACGACAAGGUGUGACGUGCUUCAAGUGUGGCAUCGCUGGUCACAUUGCGUCUAAUUGUAAGAAGGGUGCAACUAUACCGAAUGGCAACAACGAGAAGCGAGUAGACGUGUGUGCAGUUUUGAAGCCUCGUGGAAUUAUGUACCAACAUGCAAAGCAUGAUGCCCAUCCUAUAUUAGAUCCAACGCACGAGGUCGAGUAAUAUGCAGGAAGACCAGGACUUAAACUAAUAGAGAUACAAGAAUUGUUAGUAUUAAGAAAUU
This is a messenger RNA of Drosophila busckii, 1135 nucleotides long. RefSeq lists its product as uncharacterized. NCBI's taxonomy places the organism in Eukaryota, Metazoa, Arthropoda, Insecta, Diptera, Drosophilidae. The coding region runs from base 1 to 1074 and encodes 357 amino acids. The record is from RefSeq and is a predicted model, not a curated record. The transcript has 2 exons. Gene Ontology annotation, molecular function: nucleic acid binding; zinc ion binding.